AGCGGGCAGGGAUGUGUUCAGGAAACGUUUGUUGCACCUGCGGACAAGAAGAGAGAAGAGAGCCUCGAGACUGACUGCGGACUCGUUGAGGAAGAGGAGUUCAUAUUCAUCACCUGAGCCGGGGAGCAGCGAUGGUCUGCGGAGGAUUCGUCUGCUCCAAGAACGCGCUCAGCGCUCUUAAUAUACUUUAUGUUCUGGUGAGCCUGCUGCUGAUCGGCGCGGCGGCCUGGAGCAAAUGGUUCGACCUGGUCUCCAGCAUCCGGGUGGUGGCGGGGGUCAUCGGCGUGGGCAUCUUCCUGCUGCUGGUGGCCUUCGUGGGGCUCUGCGGCGCCCUGAAGCACCACCAGGUCCUCCUCUUCUUCUACAUGAUCGUCCUGUUCACGGUGUUCAUCAUGCAGUUCUCUGUUUCCUGUGCUUGUCUGGCCCUGAAUAAAGAACAACAGAACAAUCUGCUGGAGAUCGGAUGGAACAAAUCUGAAGCGACUCAAAGGGACGUGGAGAAAACCCUGAACUGCUGUGGCUUCACCUCCGUCCCCGCCAACGGCUCCUGUGCUGCCAGUUGCUAUGAGGCCGAGCCUCCGUCCUGUGAGCCGUGCUCCAGCAUCAUCCAGCAGACGGCGGGGGAGGUGCUGCGCUUUGUGGGCGGCAUCGGACUCUUCUUCAGCUUCACGGAGAUUCUUGGCGUUUGGCUCGCCCACAGAUUCAGAAACCUCAAAGACCCUCGCUCCAACCCCGGAGCCUUCCUCUGACCCCGGAGCCUCCCUCUGACCCCGGAGCCUCCCUCUGACCCCGGAGCCUUCCUCUGACCCCGGAGCCUCCCUCUGACCCCGGAGCCUCCCUCUGACCCCGGAGCCUCCCUCUGUCCUCUGACCCCGGAGCCUUCCUCUGACCCCAGAGCCUCCCUCUGACCCCAGAGCCUCCCUCUGUCCUCUGACCCCGGAGCCUUCCUCUGACCCCGGAGCCUCCCUCUGACCCCGGAGCCUCCCUCUGACCCCAGAGCCUCCCUCUGACCCCAGAGCCUCCCUCUGACCCCAGAGCCUCCCUCUGUCCUCUGACCCCGGAGCCUUCCUCUGACCCCAGAGCCUCCCUCUGUCCUCUGACCCCGGAGCCUUCCUCUGACCCCGGAGCCUCCCUCUGACCCCGGAGCCUCCCUCUGACGCCUGAAGCCUCCUCAUCAUCUGAAUGCUUAGCGCUCAGAAAACAUCAGUUUGCUGUAUUAUUUGCUACUUGACUACUUCCAUUGAAAUGAUACCGUUGUUUUCUUUUCUUCUGUGAAUAUAGAUUUUCUUUCUCUUUUUUUUAUUUUUUAGGGAGUAGUUCAAGAAGGGGAAAUAAACGUGUUUCUUUUUCUGGC
Molecule: messenger RNA, 1354 nt
Organism: Pseudoliparis swirei
Lineage: Eukaryota; Metazoa; Chordata; Actinopteri; Perciformes; Liparidae
Product: tetraspanin-13-like
Exons: 6
Coding region: 132-749 (205 amino acids)
Cellular component (GO): membrane
Source: RefSeq, a predicted model, not a curated record